AGCCCCGUUCUGUGGCAGGCGGCAGCCCGCUUCCUUAUUUUUAAAGUUGGUAUUUUCUGCCUCUCAGAAGUGGGGGCAAGGGCACAGCUACCCUGAUACCUUCCAGCUGUGCCCCCCACCGCACUGUUAUCAAGGCAGGGCGCGUUUUCCCCGGCGCUAGUGUCAGCUUUUGCCCCAGCCCUUGGCGUGGUGCUGGCGCUGCAGCAGGGAGCGCGUUGCUGCUCUCGGGGCGGGCGCGUGUCCCCGGCGGCUCGCCGUGCAGCAGGGGGCGGGCCGGGGGCAGGCUGCCAUGGGAGAGAGCAUGUCCAAGCGACUGAAGCUGCAGCUGGGGGGCGAGGCGGAGAUGGAGGAGCGGGCGUUCAGCAACCCCUACCCGGACUACCAGCUCCACGGAGCCGCCGCCGCAGCCUCCUCGAGCCCAAGCGAGGCCGCGGAGACCCAGCGGGACCCCGCGCCCUCCCCAGGCGGGGAAGAGACUGAGUCCCUCCCCUUCGGCCCGGACGGGAAGAUCAGUUCUCAGUUCACAAGACGGAUCCAGAGUAAAAUCAGAGACCUGCUGCAGCAAAUGGAAGAGGGGCUAAAGACAGCAGACCCACACGACUGCUCUGCCUAUACUGGCUGGACAGGCAUAGCCCUUUUAUACCUACAACUAUACCGCGUCACAAGAGACCAGAAGUACUUGCAGCGAUCCCUGGAUUAUGUGAAGAGAAUUCUUCGUAAUCUGACUGGACGAAGGGUUACUUUUCUCUGUGGUGAUGCUGGACCCCUGGCAGUAGGGGCAGUAGUGUACCACAAACUAAAGAUUGACAGUGAGUCUAAGGAGUGCAUCACAAAGCUUUUGCAGCUCCAAAGAACAGUCAUAAGCACAGACUCUGAACUUCCAGAUGAGCUUCUUUAUGGCAGAGCAGGUUACCUAUAUGCUUUGCUCUAUUUGAAUACAGAAAUUGGUCCAGACACUGUACCUCAGUCUGUUAUCAAAGAGGUGGUAGAUGCCAUUAUUGAGUCGGGUAAAAACUUCUCAAAGGAGGAACGCAAGACUGAACGCUGCCCUCUGUUGUACCAAUGGCACAGGAAGCAGUACAUUGGAGCAGCCCACGGUGUGGCUGGGAUCUAUUACAUGCUAAUGCAGCCAGUUUCAGAUGUGGCUCAGGAGACCCUGACAGAGCUGGUGAAACCGAGCAUUGACUAUGUACGUCAUAAAAAGUUCAGAUCUGGGAACUAUCCAUCAUCAUUAAGCAAUGAAACCGAUAGACUAGUCCACUGGUGCCAUGGUUCCCCGGGAGUCAUCCACAUGCUAAUGCAAGCUUAUAAGACCUUUAAAGAGGACAAAUAUUUGAAGGAUGCCAUGGACUGCAGUGAUGUCAUCUGGCAGAGAGGUUUGCUGAGGAAAGGGUAUGGAAUCUGCCAUGGGACCGCUGGCAAUGGCUACUCCUUCUUAUCUCUCUAUCAUCUAACUGAGGACAAAAAGUAUCUCUACCGGGCUUGCAAGUUUGCAGAGUGGUGUUUAGAGUAUGGUGCACAUGGAUGUCGUAUUCCUGACCGACCCUACUCUCUAUUUGAAGGCAUGGCGGGAGCUAUUCAUUUCCUAUCGGACAUAUUGGUACCAGAGACUUCCCAGUUUCCAGCAUUUGAACUUGGACCUCAAAGGAGAGAAAACAAAGUGGAACAGGACAGCUAAGAGAUCUGUUGCAAUGGAAACUCAAUGUCAAGAGUGACAAGACUGUCUAGUGCCUCUGAUACUGAACCAACUUUAAAGCCUAAACAAGGGACAAGGAAAUCCCUCUUCACACCUCUUUUUCCAAAGGACCACAAGUCAUUAAAGCAUGAAUCA
Molecule: messenger RNA, 1831 nt
Organism: Mauremys mutica (yellowpond turtle)
Lineage: Eukaryota; Metazoa; Chordata; Testudines; Geoemydidae
Gene: LANCL2
Product: LanC like 2
Exons: 9
Coding region: 290-1678 (462 amino acids)
Biological process (GO): peptide modification; carbohydrate metabolic process
Cellular component (GO): plasma membrane
Source: RefSeq, a predicted model, not a curated record